Molecule: messenger RNA, 1682 nt
Organism: Triticum urartu
Lineage: Eukaryota; Viridiplantae; Streptophyta; Magnoliopsida; Poales; Poaceae
Source: RefSeq, a predicted model, not a curated record
AUGGUCCACGCUCUACCUCGCAUCCCCCUGCGGAACCUCCUGCGCCAGCCAACCGACGAGAAGCGCCACCGGGCCUUUGUUGUAAUGCCCACCCCCACCGCCAACGGCAGGUAUCAGUUCGAUUCUUUCCAUCCUAGGCGCCUAUUGGUCCUUGAGCUCACGCGCCUUCAUUCAGUUGCAGAUAAGGCAGCAAUGGGGGAGUUCCUCUGCAAGCCCCGCUCCCGCGGCCGCUCCGAGGUCAAGGCGGAGCUGGAUCUAGCGAAUGACGGUGGUGAUAAAGUGGAAGUGAUUGAGGAAAAGUAUAUCCAGGAUCUUCUUGCCCGUGCUGCUCUUACUGACGAGCGCAUUGUUGAGACUCCUAUGGAGCUCAAUCUUCACCUCCGUGCUACUGAUGGUGCUAUUAGCAUUGUGCGCGAUCCUGUGAAGCAUGAGCUCACCAAGCAUAUUGGUGUUGAUGCUUUCUAUGUGCGCGCUGGUGUGCAAGGUCAACUACAACUGAACCAGGCCACCUUGCAACAAGACAAGUAUGAAUUUAAUGCACUGCACCAUGCUAUUCGCAACGGUCACGAGGAUCUUGCGCUGGAGUUGAUAGAAAAAGAGCCUGCGCUGUCGCAAGCACUGACCAAUUUCAAUGAGUCGCCCAUGUUCAUCGCCGUGAUGAGAGAUUUUCCGCGAGUUUUCAAGAGGCUGCUGGAAAUUCCUGAUUCUGCUCAUGGGGGAAAGAAUAGCCGCAAUGCUCUGCAUGCUGCGGCAAGGAACGGGAAUUCAGACAUUGCUAAAAAAAUUAUGGGGAAACGGCCUUGGCUAGCCACAGAAGCUGAUGAGGCGGAGAAUACUCCAACAAUGCUGGCUGUGAUUUAUGCCAAGGUUGGCGUACUGCGAGUAUUGCUGGAACAUGAUUCUUCUUUAGGAUACGAAAUAAGCAAAAAGGGUAAUCCGCUCCUUUGCGUUGCCGCAUUUCGAGGCCAUGUUAAUGUUGCCACAGAGCUUCUUCAUCAUUGUCCAGAUGCUCCUUACCGCAAUACACGUGGAAAUAUGUUUACAUGCCUUCAUGAAGCUGUACAGCAAGAUCAUAUGGAAUUCGUCGAAUUUAUCCUGGAAGCAGAGACAACACAACUCCGGAAAGUCGUCAACAUGCAAGACAUUGAUGGAAAAACCGCUCUACAUCACGCGGUCCAGAAGUGCAAUCCUAAGAUGGUUGCUGCUUUACUGUCCCGCAAGGAUAUAGACAAGACAGUGAUUGACAAAUUUUCUGGUUCAGCAGUCCGGGAACUGUCGAACAACAUGCAUCAUGUCAAGACUGUGAACUGGAACGAAGUAAUCAUGCGUAUGUCGGAAGCUGAUCCACAUGAUGCUACCGCUCUUCAUAACCUCUACGUGGAAGCCAAGCAACUGGCAAUUUAUGAAUCAAGGAAGAAUGUGAAGUCACUAACUAAAACAUACACAACCAAUACCUCAUUAGUGGCGAUCCUCAUUACGACAAUCACCUUUGCCGCUGCUUUCACUCUGCCUGGAGGAUAUAGCAGUGCUCGUGAUAGCGAGGGGCUUCCUGUCAUGACUCGAAGGUUGCAUUUAUGGCAUUCUUGAUCUCUGACACCUUAGCAAUGUGCUUCUCGUUUUCUGUGGCCUUCAUAUGCAUCAUGGCAAGGUGGGAAGAUUACGAGUUCUUGACCCAUUACAUA